AUGGCAACGGGUUGUUAUCAUGCUGGCUUUGUUUUGGGUGUGGAAAGGCAGAAAGCAGCAGGUUUGAGUGUCGCCAUGCCAACUGGCAUUUUCAGUACCUGGGACUACAAAGUCUACAAGGCAGAACAAGUUCUCCAUAACAAGAUGAAAAAGAACCACUGCUAUCCUUUUACUCUUGAGAAGCCAAACGUGUUUGUGAUGGACUACCUCCAUGAUGACCUGUGGAAGGGUCUAUUACUUCUGCUUGCCUCAGUCAUCGGCAGUGGCGUUUACCUCAGUGGACAUGAGGAUUCCCACGAGUUUGCAGCUUUCUUUGUUUUAGGCUUGUGUCUGGGUGUCUGGUUCACAGCCUCAGCCUCCUUCCAAAGGAGACUGAUAAUCGACCACCAUGCCGGAGUCUACCGCUUCUACAUGCACCAACAACUACGCCAGCAGGGGGCGCUGAACCAGAUCUACAUCCGCACGAAGGCCAAGAGAAGUGGUCAAGGUCAUCUGUUUUACACACUUAUCAUUAAUGGAUACAAGAUUGAAGAACAGCAGGUCUGUGGCUUCUCAGAGAACUAUGAGGUGUUGGAGACUCUGGGAAAGAGGAUGGCAACCAGGCUCAAUAUCAAUUACUUUGACCAUAUAGACAUAUCAACAAGACACCUCGUGACCCACUGGCCAAAGCACCAGGACACAGCAGAAGAGCUCAAGUUUACUGUGUGA
Messenger RNA from Acipenser ruthenus (sterlet), 708 nucleotides. RefSeq names its product cation channel sperm-associated auxiliary subunit TMEM249-like. The transcript is spliced from 6 exons. The record is from RefSeq and is a predicted model, not a curated record. Bases 1 to 708 code for a protein of 235 amino acids. NCBI's taxonomy places the organism in Eukaryota, Metazoa, Chordata, Actinopteri, Acipenseriformes, Acipenseridae.